Molecule: messenger RNA, 4310 nt
Organism: Engraulis encrasicolus (European anchovy)
Lineage: Eukaryota; Metazoa; Chordata; Actinopteri; Clupeiformes; Engraulidae
Exons: 15
Coding region: 54-3926 (1290 amino acids)
Source: RefSeq, a predicted model, not a curated record
CCUACGGUGGACAGAGUGGAGCACACAGCUCAGUAUUUUUACACAUACAGCCGAUGCCUACGGAAACAUCAGCAAAUGAUCGAUGUCGUCUGUGCAAUGACAUUCUUCGGAAAGAUGGCGUGCUUUCGAACAGCCAACUAAUCUUUGAGAAAGGCUACAGCAAAAGUUUAGGCGCACGUCUUGCUAAGCUUGGUUUGGAAUUGUCAAAUGUGCGGGAAAGAUCGACGCGAGUGUGUUCGAAGUGCGUUCGCUUAGUAGGGAGAGUCGUAGACGCUUUCGCAACUUUUAGACGAUGGCAGAAAGCUGAAGUUGCGCUACCAAAGUCUGAACCCUCAUCUUCGUCAAUAACUAGUUCUUUACAGACAUUAGUGAGUUCUAUAGGCGGUGCAGCGUAUGGGGGGAACGUGAGUUCUCCCAUUUCAAAACUUGAAAUGCCCUCCCCCUCUAUACAAACCCCUACAUUAUUUAUCUUCAAUAAUCAACUGUAUGUUCAGACCACCACUCCCUCACAAACAAAUCAAGUUUGUGUACCGAAUCCUGUCAUCCCCUCUGCACCACUAUGUGUACCCAAUCCCGUCAUCCCCUCCGCACAACUUUGUUUACCCAAUCCUGUUAUUCCAUCUGCACCUGUGUAUGUAUCUAAUCCUGUCAUCCCAUCGGCACCAUCAUCUGUAUCCAAUAAUGCCACUCCUGCGCCGAUAGUGACAGUAAAGACCGAGAAAAUACAGCAGGAGGAAUGUCAAGUGUAUUUGGCAAAGGACUCCGUCACACAGACAUCUAAUCCGGAUGAAGAUGAUGAAUGUCAAGAUUCUAUGGGUAACCCUGACUGGCAGCGUGUCUCACGCAGGAUACCCGGUGGUAAUGCACCCGAAUCUCCCAUGUCAACAAACGAAAGCCCUCAAAACGGAGCAAGGAAAAGUGUUACCGAGGUGGUUACCCAUUAUCCCUCAAAGAGUCAGAGGGUUCUGUGUGCAGAUGAUGAAACGGCAGGCGUGGUGGAAGCCAUUGCAAAGAAAAACUGGAGGGGGGCUGCCAAACAGAUCAUGAGACACACAGAGCUACUUGGACCGGUCACUGACUACAUCCUGCAAGCCAUUGAAGAGGAGUGCAAGAAGAUCUUCAGUCCAGACACCGGAUUCAUUCUGGCCAAGACGUCAGCUGAAGAUCUGAAGGCGUUCUCCCUCCCGAAGUUGCAUGCAGACCUCCAGCGAGUGUGCCCACAGACAUUGUCGAUUUUUUCACGCAUCUCCAAAAACUCUGUGGAUAUGGCGUGUGUGGCAGCAGCGAUAGCGUUGAGGGGCAGGGACAGACGCCUGUCAGCCCUGUCAUUCUAUCUGACCACCAUCCUACAGCGUGGCGGCGCAAGGAGGAGAGUCCUCGAUAGCAUCACCAAAUUAGGCAUAACCGUUUCAUACAAUCAUACUCGCAAUAAAUGUUUGGAGCUGGCAGUGGCGAGCAAUGGAGACGAUAUUCGACCACUGAAAGCAACCAACAAAACAUUCCUGAAUGAAGAUGAUGAUGAUGACGAAGACAGCAGAUCAGCCAAUGAUGGAUGUGUGCAAGGGAGCGAAAUCAUGCACGAUAGCCCAUUGCAGAGCACUCAUGAGAACCCCAGUGGAAUGGAACAUACUACAGGUGUCAACACUCCAUCACAGAGGGACCAGGAACUGGAGUCCAAUGAAGAUACAGAUGCACCCUACAGUAACCAUCCCACACAAUUGAAAGGGCGCCCUGACCUCAAUCAGUACCUAAAGGACCUGGUCUACAAAUGCCCAUGCUGCAAGUUCUCCACGGAAUAUAAACACAAAUUCAACGGCCACAUGGACUUUCACAUCAAUCAUGCCGUUCCAUUUAAAGGCUACUACAUCUGCAAAUGCCAAAUGUCGUGCCGUCUAACGCGACAGGCGUUGGGUCCAAAUGCAGCGCUCAGUACAGAGGCGCACUUCCAUUGUCUUUUCUGCCCGCUAACAUUUGUGCUCAAACCUCAGUUUGCGCUGCAUUUGAUGUAUUGCGCCAUGCCACUGUCACGUACCUCAUUUCCUGCCUCCACCCACAAGGAGCGGCCCUCCAACCACAACCCUCUGCCCUGCAAUGCUGGAGCCACUAAGGAUCCACCAUCUCAGGCCACUCCACCUGGACAGCGUUUGAUGGGUCACCAUAUGGCUUGCCAAACUGAUCCACCAGAAACGACUACCGUUGCAACACAAUUGUCUGUCGAGACAUUUAAACCCCACUGCAAAAGCAGAGACACACAGACGUCUGUGUCCUACAGCGAUGUCUGUGCCAGCACUGAAUCGGAGACGGUCGAGAGAUUUCCCUUUGAUCCCUACGAGAGACCGAGCAAGAGGCCACGUCUGGACCUGGAGGAGGAAGCAGAGAAGGACAGCAGCUCAUUGAUGGACAUUGGGGAGACAGUGACGAUCAAGACUGAGUCGGCAGGUUUAACCAGAACAGAAACCCCUACACCUGUCCAAAAGGCGCCUACGUAUAUCGUCUACGAAUCCUGCUUAAGGGAGCUGUUUACAGAGUGUCCUGACUGUAAGAUGAAGACAGAUGUCCGGACAAGACGUGUGGGCACAUUCGUGACGGUGCAGCAGCACUGUCAAUAUUGUCAGUACUCUCGACGAUGGAACAGCCAGCCUGUUCUUGGUAGCACUCCUGCAGGGAACCUACAACUGGCUGUGGCCAUUUACAUCAAUGGUGCAUCUUUCACCAACAUCGGACAGAUUUUUAAGACGAUGAGCUUGAAGAUGUUGUCCUACGAGACCUUCCAAAGACAUGCCCGUAUGUACAUAGAGCCAGCUAUCGUCCACAAGUGGAGGACGACCCAAGACGGCCUGUUGGCAGAGCUUUCUCAACAGCACCUCAUCCACCUUCGUGGAGACAUGAGGACAGACCUUCCAGGCCUUACUGCCAGGUUUGGCAGCUACACCAUGAUGGACCUCAGAAAUAACAAAGUCAUCGAUAUUCAGCUAGUUGAGAGAAGUGAGGUUGGUGCCAAUGAGAGCAUGGAGACAAAAGGCCUGGGAAGGAGUCUGACUCUCUUGAAGGAUCAUGACGUGAAGCCUGACACCGUCGUCACAGAGGCUCGACCCGAGAUUGAGGAUUUCCUCAGUGAGGCCACCUUCACACACUACUAUGAUGUAGGACACAUCGAAAAAGAACUUUCCAAGAAGCUACAAACAAUGUCGCAUAAGAAAUUCUUUCCAAGUCUGAAGAAAUGGUUCCCCACCAUAAGAGAACACCUGUAUUGGACAGCAGAGACCUCCACUACGGGACCGGAGAGAGAAGCAAAGUGGCGAUCACUCAUGUAUCGCGUUCAAAAUGUUCAUGUUCGCAGCGACCCUCGAUUCCCUCAGGGUCUGUUGACUUCACUAAGACGUCUGAAGGACCGACCAAAGUGGCUGGUAGAUGGAUCGGAAGCCCUCUCAGAAUUGAGGAAGGUACUAGGCACUGAGAAGAUCGUGAAUGAUAUAUGGAAACUCAGCCCUCAUCCCCACACAACUUCACUUGAGGACUUCCACAGUGUGAGCAAGCGAUUUGCACCCAAAAAUGUGAUUCUUCCCUAUCAAGGAAGACUAUGCAGGUUGUAUUUGGCAGCGCUGCACUUUAAUGAAAACUCAGGCCGUCCCCAAGCGACCUCAGCUGAUGGUGAGCCCCUGUUCAGGGUGGCCUUUCUCAAGUCCCAGACAAGAGAAUGCACAGACAAGCCAGUGAUGGUGGAGCCAACAUACCGCUACGAGGAAGAGCUGGUGGACUUGGUGUUUGACAAGGUCUUCCCUGACCCCACUCCAUAUGUGGAAGAGGUGCUGAAGAUCCCCAGACCUCCAGAUGUGCCUUCACGCUUUGACCAGCCGUGUAGUCAGGAUGUUGUAUCCGGCUACGUCUCCAUUAUCAAUCGAGGAGGCAGGCCUCCCCUCUAUUGACCUCCUGAUGUGCCUUUACGCUUUGACCAACCGUGUAGUCAGGAUGUUGUAUCCGGCUACGUCUUCGUUAUCAAUCGAGGAGGCAGGCCUCCCUUCUAUUGAACACAUCGGAGCAUCUCAGAUGUGGAAGAUGCACUAUACCAGUUUUUGGCCCCGAUACCGAUAUCCGAUACCUGGCUGUGCAGUAUCGGCCGAUACCUAUACCAUACGGAUACCAAUCUAUUUGAAAUGUAUGCUGUAUAUACAGUAUAUGAGGAGCUGCGUACUACUUCAUGGCUUUGUCAGGCUGCUGCCUACCUUUGUGAAACAGGAAAAAGACUAUAACAAAGUGAAUCCAGUGUAACUUUUUGUAAAUACCUCUGAAAUAAAAUAAGUUCAAGGCUG